UUGGGUUCCUGCUUUAUGACCUGCUGUUUAUGUUCCAGACCAAAAAAAAGAAGGAAUAACGGGCGUGCCAAGAAGGGCCGUGGCCAUGUCCAGCCCAUUCGCUGCACCAAUUGUGCUCGUUGUGUCCCGAAAGACAAAGCAAUCAAGAAGUUUGUCAUCAGAAACAUCGUUGAGGCAGCUGCUGUCAGAGACAUUUCUGAGGCCAGUGUGUUUGACUCUUAUGUUCUGCCCAAGCUCUAUGUAAAGUUGCACUACUGUGUGAGCUGUGCCAUUCACAGCAAGGUAGUGAGGAACCGCUCCCGUGAGGCUAGGAAGGACCGUACUCCUCCACCAAGGUUCAGGCCCAGUGGUGGUGCGCCCAGAGCUCCUCCAAAAACCAUGUAGAGAGCUGAAGAUAAUGUACAUUUAUUAAAGAAAUAAAGCCUUGAUUGUGAGAAGAAA
This is a messenger RNA of Erpetoichthys calabaricus (reedfish), 441 nucleotides long. It is a transcript of the gene rps26, whose product is annotated as ribosomal protein S26. NCBI's taxonomy places the organism in Eukaryota, Metazoa, Chordata, Cladistia, Polypteriformes, Polypteridae. Gene Ontology annotation, molecular function: mRNA binding; structural constituent of ribosome. Gene Ontology annotation, biological process: translation. The record is from RefSeq and is a predicted model, not a curated record. Gene Ontology annotation, cellular component: ribosome; cytosolic small ribosomal subunit. The transcript has 3 exons. The coding region runs from base 16 to 384 and encodes 122 amino acids.